GUCAGUCGGCGUGGAGAGAUGGCCGGUAUCUUGGCGUGGUUCUGGAACGAGCGCUUCUGGCUCCCCCACAACGUAACGUGGGCUGACUUGAAGAACACAGACGAAGCGACGUUCCCGCAAGCCGAGGACCUCUAUCUGGCGUGCCCUUUGGCCUUCUGCAUCUUCAUGGUGCGGCUGCUCUUCGAAAGGUUCGUUGCAAGGCCAUGUGCAGUGGGGCUGAAAAUACAAGCCAACGGGCCACAAAAAGCUCAGCCAAAUGCUAUCUUGGAGAAGGUUUUCACUGCUAUUACCAAGCACCCAGAUGAAAAAAGGCUGGAAGGAUUGUCCAAGCAGCUCGAUUGGGAUGUCCGAACUAUUCAGCGCUGGUUCCGACAAAGGCGCAACCAAGAGAAACCUAGCACUCUAGCACGUUUCUGCGAAAGCAUGUGGAGGUUUACAUUUUAUCUCUACAUUUUUACCUAUGGUGUGCGUUUCCUUAAAAAGACACCUUGGCUGUGGAACACUAAAGAAUGCUGGUACAACUAUCCUUACCAGCCACUGACAGUGGAUAUCCAUUAUUACUAUAUACUGGAGCUGUCUUUCUACUUGUCCUUGCUCUUUUCUCAAUUCACUGAUAUUAGGAGGAAGGAUUUCCUGAUUAUGUUCCUUCACCACGUGGCAACCAUCUCCCUCAUCACAUUCUCAUACGUGAACAACAUGGCCAGAGUAGGAACUCUGGUCAUGUGCCUCCACGAUGCGGCCGACGUUCUGAUAGAGGCUGCCAAGAUGGCUAACUAUGCCAAAUGUCAGAUAUUGUGCAACCUGCUGUUUGCAAUGUUUGCAAUCCUCUUCAUAAGUUCCAGGCUAGCAGUUUAUCCAGUGUGGAUUUUAAAUACCACCUUGUUUGAGAGUUGGGACAUUGUUGGGCCUUACCCAUCCUGGUGGGUCUUCAACCUGCUUCUAAUCUUGCUGCAGCUUCUUCACUCCUACUGGUCCUACCUCAUAGUAAAAACAGCAUACCAAGCCAUCUCCAAAGGAAAGGUGGGAAAAUGGAAUCCUUUACAUGUUUCAAAAGACGACUGCAGCGAUAUUGAGUCCAGCUCGGAUGAGGACAACAGCCCUCCGGCCAAACACAAACACCAUAACAACACCACCAACGGGACCAACAAAUCUCACGGGACCAACGGCUACCUGACAGGCGCGUCCUACCCCGAUGAACACUGA
Messenger RNA from Nerophis lumbriciformis (worm pipefish), 1203 nucleotides. Lineage: Eukaryota; Metazoa; Chordata; Actinopteri; Syngnathiformes; Syngnathidae. The record is from RefSeq and is a predicted model, not a curated record.